UGACAGGCCCCUCCCAGCAUUGUCCUGGCACGGGUCACCUGCUGCGCUUGUUGUUGGGAGGCAGGACUGAGGUGAAGAUCUGCAUUAGAAGAGCCUUGCCAGCAGAUCGAGGGAGGUGAUCCUGCCCCUCUGCUCAGCCUAGGGGGAUGGUGCAGGGCAUGAUUCCAAAGGCACUGAGACCCAUGCAGUUCUACUUCUCCACUGUCUAUCAAGAAAUAUAUGUUGGUUUAGCAUUAACAGCUUAUACCUACUACAAGAUUUCAUAUGGGGGCAAAAAAACAUCAGGAAAUAAGUCCUCUGGUUCUGGCCAUCAUUAAAGAUCUCUGCUCUUCUUGGAAUAUGAAUUUGGCGGUUCAUCAUCUCUACUGCAAAUGAAGCGAGUUACAGCCAUAGGGAAAUGAAUGCUAGAAAUGAACCUGAUCCAUCUGUUGUAAUUGGAAAAUGAAUAAAUCCAUUGAGCAAAAAGUAA
Molecule: messenger RNA, 469 nt
Organism: Prinia subflava (tawny-flanked prinia)
Lineage: Eukaryota; Metazoa; Chordata; Aves; Passeriformes; Cisticolidae
Gene: ATP5MJ
Product: ATP synthase membrane subunit j
Exons: 4
Coding region: 147-317 (56 amino acids)
Cellular component (GO): mitochondrion
Source: RefSeq, a predicted model, not a curated record